Molecule: messenger RNA, 6571 nt
Organism: Daphnia pulex (common water flea)
Lineage: Eukaryota; Metazoa; Arthropoda; Branchiopoda; Diplostraca; Daphniidae
Gene: Dlg5
Product: disks large homolog 5-like
Exons: 17
Coding region: 289-6348 (2019 amino acids)
Molecular function (GO): protein binding
Source: RefSeq, a predicted model, not a curated record
UUGGGCUUUUGCCUUUUGGUGUGUUUGGGGCGAACAGUCACUCAGUCAACACUCAACAUCAGGCAGCAGCAUAAUUAAAGCUGAUUAAAGACUCAUUUAAGAGUCAACAACAAGUUUAUAGAUUAUGGUUCUCCGUGGCAAUUGAAGAUAUAGUGUUUUUUUUGUUUUUUUUUCUUAUUUAAUCGGUUCAUGUGAAUGUAAUGCAAAAAGAUGGAAAGUUUUCUAAAUAUGUGGGACAUUUUUUCUGUGCUAAUGUUGUAAUCAAGAACAAUUCUACCAUUAAAAAAGAUGGAGAAUACAGAUGAAUCUAUUGUUGGUGGAAAUGACCUUUCACUAGCAAUGAAUCAAAUUCUUUGUGAAAAUUCAUCUACUAUUGGCAUGGGGCCUGAUUAUGAUCUUCAACAAAGCAAUCUUGCUCUUCUUAAAGCGGAGCUUAAGUUAGUGACCCAUGAUAGAGAUUUAUUAAAAAAGGAAUUAACAAAGAUUCAACAUCAUAUCCCUGCUUCUUCUAUUUCAUCAUCUUACAAUUUUUCCUCCUCUGGGACAUUAACUCGCUCUACCUAUCCACAACAAUUAUCUUCAGUACGAGAUUAUGAUGCUCUACAGAGACAAUGUGAGGCAGCAAUGAGUGAAUUGCAAUCUCUUAAGAGACAGCAUGAUAGAUGUGAAAAAGCUGUCCAAGAAUCUGAGUACUACCGUGGACAACAUAGAUCAGUUUUGUCAAAGCUAGAUUCUACUACCCAGGAGAUGCAUACACUACGGUCGAAAUAUGGGGACGUGUUAACUGGAAAGCAGCGUUUAGAACAAGAAGUUCACAGCCUUAGCCAAGCUAGAGAAGAAGAUCGGAAAGAGAUAAAUGAUUUGAGAAGGCAGCAACAGGAAGCUGUGAUAAAAGGAAAUGGGACAAAUGAAACACUUAAUCAACUUUAUGUUAACACAUUGCGCAAAUGUGAAGCUAUUAAAGAUGAGCAUGAUUCCUUGCGAAAAAGAUACGCUGAUCUUGUGGCCUCUCAUUCAGCUGCUGUAAGCAAAUUAGAACUUGCCCAAGAGGAAAUGACUCGGUUAAAGAAGCAAUAUGAAGAAUCAAUUCAAGAACGUAAUGCUGCAGUACGUGAGAGAAAUGUUCUGAAGUCGCAGUGCACUCAUGCCAUUAUGCAGUGGGACAUUGCAAUCCGCGAAAGAAACACCUACAUGGACUAUUUAACUAAGAUUCAACUUCAACAUGAAGAAGAGAUAAAUAAAGGAAUGGCUUCCAGAAUGAAGAGUAGUAAAGAUUUAAAGAGACUAACUGAAGAACGGAAUGCUGCAAUGGAGGAAUAUUCGCUUGUCAUGCGCGAGAGAGAUUCAGUUCAUAAAGAAAUCGAAAAACUGCAGGAUGAUUUGCUGCAAUCAAACAAGAAGUUAAAGACAUUAGAAAUCAAGAGCAACGAGAUUCACGAUGAAAAGAAAAUGUUGCUCUAUGAAGUAGAGUCGUUGCGGAGAGAAAUUAAAUCCGCUUUGGAGGAUCGUGACAAUGCGUUAAAGGAGUUGCAUCACAUGCGAGAAAGAUGUGGGGAAUACCAAGAACCACAAUGGAAUGAAAACCUGUUGCUAGAUGAUCAAGAACGGAAGAAUCGCUUUGGAAUCGGAAAUGGAUGUUUGAGUGGUGAACAAAUUCGCAAAGAUCGCACUGAAACACCCAAAAGUGGAAGAGGAGAACUAUAUCUAGUUGACAGCGGCGAACAAGAAGUUGAACAACUAAAAAAACAAAUUGAAAAAAUCCAGACGGAGUUUGCAGAAGCACUCCAAGAAGCUGAAGUAUCAAAACAACGCCGGGAUUGGGCCUUUGGGGAACGUGAUAAAAUUGUUCUUGAAAGGGAAUCCAUACGCACAUUAUGUGAUCGAUUGAGGCGAGAAAGAGAUCGAGCCGUUUCUGAUUUGGCCGAAGCCCUUCGUGAUUCCGAUGACGUCAAACGUCAGAGGAAUGAGACUUCUAAAGAACUGAAAGAGCUGAAAGACAAACUUGGGGACCUUCAACUAGAAAAGGAGAAAGAGAAGGAAAAAGAGAGCCGUGCUCCACUUAAUCACAGCUAUGAUUCCGCCUUAGGAACUGAUUUCUCGGAUGGCGACACCGAAACCGUGGAAAUUGAACUUGAUUGGUCAAACUGUUUAAUGGAUUUUGGCUUUUCGUUGGCGGGCGGGAAAUGUCGUCCCGUUUACAACAAUGACUACGGCCUCUACGUCGUGUCUAUUGCGCGGGGAGGCCCAGCUGAUGGCAAAUUGAAGAUAAAUGAUUGCCUCCUCAAAGUUGGUACGCUGAGCUGCACUGCCGCAGAUUCGGAUUCAGUUUUGAACUUGCUCCGAUCCACCAAAAUGCCCGUUUCCCUGACUGUAAAGCGUAGAAGAUGCUUAUACCAGGGAUUGUACUCAGUAAAGUUACCCUUGGGUUGUGGUGUGUCUCACGGAUUGACAUUGGAAAAUGGAAUUUACAUACGAUCCGUUACCCCUGGAAGCAUUGCUGCCCGAGAAAGUACACUUAAGGCCGGUGAUCGCUUAUGCAGUAUUAAUGGCAGAAUUUUGGACUCUAUGACUAGUUUUAUUGAGGUAUGCAGAAUUUUAGACGAGAGUUUCAGCCAGAAUGAUGGUCCUACAAUUACAGUUGCACGAGGAUCGCUCUCUUCCACCGUGUUUCCUGUUUCAUUGCCUUCUCUGGGAUCCCCGAGCAGCAACUCGAGUGCCCACAACAUAACUGAAGAAGAAGGCCAGGUGGAUGUCCAAGGCAAGGGGAACGGUCAUUUUUCCAUCGCUCGAAGACACCAAGGGAGCAAACAUUCGAAGGGGUCUUCAUUAUCGUCGAAUGCUCCCAGUAAUGUAUCCAGUGCUGGUUCUAUAGCUUCAGCAGGACUAGUUGUCUGGGACAUGUUCCGUGAGACACUGGGUCGCACCCGAAGGCCUCAUAGCAAAGAAAAAAAUAAUCAUCACACGGAUGAUGGGAAACGUUCAACUAGCACCACUUCAAAUAGUCCGACUGCUAGUGCAACAGACCGUGAGGCAGCUGCCAUCGCUAUUUUAGAGGACGUUAUCGACCAUUAUAAUCCUCUUACCAUUACCAGCAAUGAUGCCUCCUCAUGUUCGGGAUCACAUAAAAAGAAAUCGGAAAUUGGUUCAGGUUUGGUUACAUUGUGCAGGAGAAAGCGUGUUAUGGGAAAUUCCAAAUCUGAAUGCAAACGAGAUGACACAAGAAUGUGCAAUGGCGGGACUUGGCCUCGAUGUCGUGCUGGUUCUCCAUUCAUUUCAGGAGAAUAUUUGGAAGGGGCCAACACUUUAUUUCAUAGUUACAAAUACCCACGAGCCAGGCUGCCGCUUUCAGUUUUUAUCGACGCCUCGAAAGCCUCUAAGGAUGAGGUGGCAGUUGAUGACACAACGGACGAUGACAAAGAUUCCGGCCAAGCAGCUCCUAACGGAGACUACAGAGCCUACGGAGAUCGCGCCAGCAUGGAAACAGUGGAUCCGCCCUCUGACGGAAGCAUAGAUCUUUCUGUGCAAUCUGGAAAUUUGGGCAAGGAAGAUUUGGGUAGAUACUUGAAGAAAAAAGGAAACACUAGUUGUGGAACAACUUGCAAAAAUGACGGCGAUGCCGAAAUGUGUCGAGGUGGCCAAUUGGCUGCCUCUUCAACCACACAGACCCUCACCACAGUUGCGGGUGGUGGUUUGUCGGGCGGUGGCCCCAUUCACGUCCAUGCUGCCUUACCUACAGCGCUACCCACGCACCUGCGUAUACAAUCUCAACUCUAUCCGACAGCCUUACAUUCUUCCUUAAAAUAUAAAGUGUCGCCUCAUGUUAGCCAUAUGCAUAACCAUCCCCACAACUUGUCUCCGCCGCGUUACUCCUCGCCGCCUCCGCUGCCUCGCCCGUCAACGGAGAACCCGUACGACUUCCCUUUAGGAGGACCACACAAUCUUCUUUCAAACAAAUCAUAUAGUCACGCUCACGCUCAAUCACCAUCCAUAGAUUCAGCUUAUUCAAGGACGCACAAGCAUAGCCACAAUCAUUCGUCGGUCCCUGUCCCUUUUGGAUACGAAUCAAAUCGAAGUAGCCAUACGGAGUACGUGCAAUUCCCUUACACCGAUGGCCUUGGCACCGUGAAGAAAGAACCAGCCAGAAUAAGAAUUCCGUCCAACCCGAGUGUGACCAGCAGAAACAGCAUUGGAAGAAUAUCGACGAGCAGCGUCGAACGUCUAUCCGAACAUGGAAGUCCGAUGCCCAAUUUUCAUGUCGAAAUUCUUAGUCCAGGACGACCAGGUACUGGUGUAGGAAGCAGGUCGUCAAUUGAUGAGUAUUCAUGGACCACCGGGUCCGGAUCAAAAUUUAAACCAGCACCUGAUGAGCUACGAAGGGUAUAUAUUGAAAAAUCUUCUGAACCGCUGGGCAUUCAAAUUUUUUGCCGCAAUUCGGGUGGGGUCUUCGUUUCGUCGGUGCAUCAGUCGAGUUUAGCUGCCCAGGUUGGAUUGCAGGUUGGCGAUCAACUUCUAGAAGUCUGUGGUAUCAACAUGCGUAGCGCUACAUACCAACUUGCAGCAUGCGUCCUUCAUCAGUGCGGAGAUUCGAUAACGAUGUUGGUCCAGUACAAUCCUACGAAAUAUCAGGAGCUACAAGAAAUGAACGGCAUGAAUUUGAUGGGCCCUCCUUCAAUGACCAGUUCCAGCAGUGAAUGCGAUGGCAAUGGCGAAGGAUCGCACCAGCGAUCAAAGUCGCGCUCGGGAUCACCGACACCAUGCAACUCCCCUCGCCAUUCGCGAGACCAUAGCAAUAACAGUGGUAACGGAAGCAGUUCUAAAGCCGACAUUCUCGAUCCGGGGGCAGCCACCUUAAGAAAUACUUUACAAUUUGAUCGAAUGAUCGAUCGGGGAAGUGAAUCUCGUUCUUCGGUAGUUCGACCUCCUUCGAUUCACGGCACUCUUACGCGUCACCAUGCGCUGGCCACGUUGAAAAGACCAACUUCAAUGACCACCACCAGUCCUGUAGUCGACGAAAACAGCAGCAAAUGUCGCGACCGAGAUCGUGAGCCGCGUCUUAUGUACCUCGAGAUGAAGAAAGCUCAUAGCCUCGGCAUCAGUUUGGUCGGCGGAAACGCCGUGGGAAUCUUCAUUCACGCCGUUCAGAAUGACUCGCCCGCUUUUAAAGCUGGUUUGCGCUGUGGCGAUCGAAUCCUCGAAUUCAACGGCGUCAACCUCCGAGAUUCUACUGCUGAGCAAGCGGCAUACGAAUUGGCGAAACCAACAGAAAAGGUGACACUAAUUGUUCAACAUGACAUGGAACGAUAUCGGGAAAUCGCCGAACAACCCGGCGAUAGUUUCUACGUUCGAGCUCAGUUUGAUAAGAUGGCGUUUGAGAAUCACGAGCAAAUGGAACUUGGCUUCCGCCGUGAUGAUAUUCUCCAUAUUGACAACACCAUGUUCAACGGUGUUCCAGGUUUGUGGAGAGCAUGGCUUGUUGACAACGAAGGUCGUAAAGUUCGUUGCGGUGUCAUUCCGUCUAAAUAUAAAAUCGAAGAAGAACUACUACAGCGCUCGAGUUUGGCUGAUCUCGAUCACGAAUCGCGACGUUCAUCGACAUCAGCACGGCGCAGUUUUUUCAGAAGGAGGAAGCACACACGCAGCUCAUCUCGAGAUUCAAAAGAGAUUGCAAGUUUUUCGGAUGCAAGUUUACAACUGGGAUCCUCUGAGGGAUUAGGCCUCUCUUCCAUCUACGUCCAGGAUACUAUUCCUCCUCGCCCUGUUUCGUACGCUCAAGUUGAGCGCUAUGAUUGCAAAGAAAUUCGUCCUGUUAUAAUAGUUGGUCCGUUGUCGGACUAUGUCGUGGACAAGCUGGUCCAAGAAUUUCCCCGAAAGUUCGUUCGGGUAAUGCCUGAAUUGAUGCCUUAUCCGGAGUCUUAUAUGGAGAAAAACCUUGAUGAAAAUAUUUUUGUCGAGUACCGACGAAAAGGAACUCACUAUGAGUGCAUUACAGUAUCUGCUGUGCAAGAUGUGGGCGAGAAAAACUUGCACGGCGUGUUGGACGUUUCGCUAAAUGCUGUAUCGCGCCUGCACAACCGACGCUGCUUUCCCAUUAUAAUUCUCUUGAAAUUUAAGUCAGUCAAGCAUGUUCGCGAGGUUAAAGACACACGUCUGCCUUCCGACAAAACGGCGGCUAAAGCUGCCAAGGAAAUGUAUGAGCACGUCAUCAAAGUAGAAGCUGAGCAUCGUCAUCUCAUUUCUGCGGUUAUACCAGCAGGUGGAAAUCUAGCGUGUUUGUGUACGCAAGUAUCUGCUGUAGUCGAUCAGGAGCAAACUAAAAUUCUUUGGGUGCCUCGUGGAUCAAUCUGGUGAAUUAUUUGUACAAAUCGCAACUUGUGACUGGCAGCCUUUUCGGUUUUUUACCGAUGUUGACAUUGUUAUACCUCUUCGUCGACCUUAUUCUUCCUCUGUACUUUUAUGUAAAAUUGUAGGGUGUGAUUUGUUAUACCGGGUUUUUAUACUUGGGGCUGUUUUCUUUCCAGCGCAUGUACAUUGUAUCGAUUAUAUAUUGGACAAUACAAGUCAAGCAAUACAA